This is a messenger RNA of Bubalus bubalis (water buffalo), 2917 nucleotides long. It is a transcript of the gene INSIG1, whose product is annotated as insulin induced gene 1. The record is from RefSeq and is a predicted model, not a curated record. The transcript has 6 exons. Lineage: Eukaryota; Metazoa; Chordata; Mammalia; Artiodactyla; Bovidae. The coding region runs from base 180 to 1010 and encodes 276 amino acids. Gene Ontology annotation, cellular component: endoplasmic reticulum; SREBP-SCAP-Insig complex. Gene Ontology annotation, biological process: SREBP-SCAP complex retention in endoplasmic reticulum; cellular response to insulin stimulus; cholesterol biosynthetic process.
CGGGCGCGGCCACGUGACCCGGGGGCCCCGCCGCCCGCCUUAUAAGCGGCGCGGCGCGCGGACCGCCGCGGGCCCGACUUCUGGUGGUCUGGGCCGGUACACUCCUCCGCAUCCCUCCUCCUUCGGCGAGCCCGCAGGCGGGCGCCCCUCGGCCAGGAAAGCCUGCAGGCGGGUGGCUCAUGCCCAGACUGGACGACCACCUCUGGAGAGGUCCCUGUGCCAAGGGCACGAAGCACAGAAGCCACCCGAGGGCCAGCGCCAGAGGGCUGGUGGCCAAAGCGGGAGAGAUGAUCAACUCCUCGGGGUCAGGUCCCUCUCUGCUGGCAGCCCAUGGCGCCCUGGGCACUGAUGCCGCUCACGGGCCUCAGAGCGCUGGUGUGGGGGACCAGGGCAGCAGCGGCCACGUCAACAGCUGGCAUCACCACUUGGUGCAGAGGAGCCUGGUGCUGUUCUCAGUGGGGGUGGUCCUGGCCUUGGUGCUCAACCUCCUGCAGGUCCAGAGGAACGUCACCCUGUUCCCGGAUGAGGUCAUCGCCACCAUCUUCUCCUCUGCCUGGUGGGUUCCUCCGUGCUGCGGGACAGCAGCGGCUGUGGUCGGCCUGCUGUACCCCUGCAUCGACAGUCACCUUGGAGAGCCGCACAAGUUCAAGCGGGAGUGGGCCAGCGUGAUGCGCUGCGUGGCCGUCUUCGUUGGCAUCAACCACGCUAGUGCUAAACUGGAUUUUGCCAAUAACGUUCAGCUCUCCUUGACAUUGGCAGCGCUGUCUCUGGGCCUCUGGUGGACAUUUGACCGUUCAAGAAGUGGCCUGGGGCUGGGCAUCACCAUCGCCUUCCUCGCCACCCUGAUCACGCAGCUGCUGGUGUACAACGGAGUCUAUCAGUACACGUCCCCAGACUUCCUGUACAUCCGCUCCUGGCUGCCCUGCAUCUUCUUCUCGGGAGGCGUGACCGUGGGAAACAUAGGACGACAGCUGGCCAUGGGUGUCCCCGAAAAGCCACACAGUGAUUGAAUCCUCAGACCCACGGAUCCUGAAGAGUGGCAAGGUUUGGGAAGAAAGUCCGUGAUACUGGGUAGUGACGCAGACGAUCUCUUUUCCUCAGUAAUCUCUUCAGAGGGGGCUGAGUGCGCCAGUGACUCCUGGAAAGCACGUCACCUGUUUCAGAGCAGCCGAGCCACUGGCGUUGGGACAGCACCUUGUGGGACGGUGGGACGGGGUCCCGGCCCGCGACCCCCGGGGGGCACCACGAGCAGGCCGGCCGGGCACCGGGCCCCGAGGACUCAGUUUCCCGUGUUAUUAAAUGCCAGGUUGCCAUAUUUGCUAGCCUCGAACUACAGCCUGACUGCCAGCUCUGGUUCCGUGUCAGCGCCCCGGGGACGGCUUGGUGGUGCUUACAAAGAUGAAGUGUGGUGAGAUAGGAAUAUCACUCAUCCAAAAGAUUUUAAAAAUAGGGCUGUGUUGUGAAAAAAGAGAAGGCAGGGGUGGCAGCAAGUGCAGGGCGGCCGUGCCGGGCAGGCGGGCACGGCGUGCCCUCGGUGCCCGUGUAGGGCGCUGCGCAGACAAUCCUGCAGAGGAGGCAGUGAGUGGGAGGUCGUGGCUCUGCGCUGCGAUGGGUUGGACUUUCCACCCCGGUGUUCACAGAGAUUGCCUGGAAUCCGCGCCAUCUCGAAUGGGGCGCCCGUCGGCCACACGUCUCCGUCUUGGCCCAAACCUUGCGUUUUCUUUGAUACUCGGGAAGAAGAGACGGCUUUUUCCCCACAGCCCUAUGGGAUCUGCAAUCUGUGAUUGCCUUGUAAAAAGAAGAGUGCGCACGUCACUGCAUCACACAUUCGGUGUCUCUAAACCCUCAAAGGACGCGGUGAGCACAGCGUACUCCCUCAACGGCACAGCCCACGUUGGGCCCGGUGUGCAGGUCCUGGGCCUUCGACUUCAAGUGCAAUGUAUAGGAAAACCAAUCUGAGCCUUGUAUUCUCUUUAAAUAUUUAUUAUUAUUUUUUUAAACGUAUGAGAUGUUAAAGAGGGUUCUCCAUUUCAGUGCUGCAUGGAGGCAAAAUUCAGCAAUAAUUUCUUUUCAGUUGUGAAGUUACUUUGUUGUGCCCUCCCGCUGAGCCCCGGUCCUUUGAAAUACUCCCAGUUUUGGGGGUUUAGUAAACUUGUAAUUUUUACUUACAAAUUCACCCUUUCUGUAUUUUGCAAUUUAAAACAUUUCGGUUGUUUUGAAUCCUGUGAAUGUGGCUUGAUGCUAAGAUUCCUCUGGCAAAAAAAAAAAAAAAAAAAAGAUUCCUCUGGCAGCUGGCAGUCGGGGGGCUGGGGACACGGGAGCCCCUGCUGGCAGUGGUGGACUCUGCGAGUCCCCGGCUCCUCCCACCCGAUGGUCCCCGUCUCAGUUUGCUUUUGUUUUAAGGAGGAUAUCCUGGAGUAAAUUUUAGGUUACUGUAGCGACUUUGUUUUAGAGGAAUUUUGUUUAAAAGAAAAUAGGACCAUUCUGAACUUUGCAAUGACCCCCUUAUGACAUUUUCUGAAAACGAAAACCAUCAGCUAUGUGAAAAGAUUUUUCAAUGAAGAUGUCAGCGUUUUUGUGAAAAAACCAGAAGUUAUUAGAUGAAAGCAGUCAUUGAAUCUUUCCAAUAUACUUGAUCAUGCACAAUGAGUAUUUUUCUCUCUUAAACUGGAAAUAAAUCUAUGUCUGUUAGAAGCAGUAUAGCCAAAAGAUGUGAAUCUGAAGAAUUUCGUUGCCAAUAUUUCCUAGCAAGUAUGUGAACCAAAGUCAUUUGAGUUUGUGAAAAUGUUAAAUAGUAUGAGCAAAAUUUGCACUAUACCAGAUUGGAACAUCUAGUGAGAUUCACAUUCAUACUAAGUUUUCAGCAUUGUGUUCUUUUGAAUUCAUUUUUUUACUUUUAUUAAAGGUUCAAAACCAA